This is a messenger RNA of Biomphalaria glabrata, 6187 nucleotides long. Its product is annotated as contactin-like. The record is from RefSeq and is a predicted model, not a curated record. The transcript has 29 exons. Gene Ontology annotation, molecular function: protein binding. The coding region runs from base 572 to 4219 and encodes 1215 amino acids. Gene Ontology annotation, biological process: cell-cell adhesion. Lineage: Eukaryota; Metazoa; Mollusca; Gastropoda; Planorbidae.
CUUAAAGUCACAAACUUGUUAGUGUUUUCGUACUAACGAUUCACCGAGUAGACUUAAUAGACCAGCACUGACAUACAUCCUGGACAAAUAGACUGCUCUUGUGGCGUAAUUCUUCCUCUGACUGUUACGCUUACCAUUGUGGUCAUGUGUUUAUCUUGACUUGUCACCGAAUAGCAUGCCAUCUGUGCAGAUUACGCGUUCAGGUGCACUGCGCUACUAAGUAUUAGAUCGACUUCUGAUCGUUGAUCCAUUAUUGGUUUGAUUUUUCUCUCCCUUGCAUGUUCAUUUUCUGUUGUUGUUUUUUUAAACAUUGAUUGAUUUGUCAAAAAAUUAACUCUUUUAAAUUUUUGACAGCAUCCGUGAAAUGUCGUGUAGUCGUAUUGAGUGAAGAUUUGAAUUAGCUUAUAUACAUACUGUGUGCACUGCAGCUUCAGUUCGUGAAACGGUCAUAUUGUAAGAGUUCACUUUUAGAACACUGAUUUUCAAAAAGACACUGUGGAUGUUAAAAGGAAGCCCAUAUAAUUGUGUAACUUUAUUUGAUGUGAUUCGUAUUGAAUUCUAAAAGUUAACCAUGAUGCUAUUAUACGGAGUACUGUGUUGGGUGUUUAUACCAAUGGAAGCACAGUUUAUUUACGAUUGCCCUGACGGCUGGCUCAGAGAAGAAAAUGAUUGCUACUUCUUUCAUUUCUACCCGGCGAGAAAUUUUGAAAACGCAAAACAAGUUUGUCAGGCUCAAGGUGCUAAUAUUCUCAGCGUAGACAGUCUCAGAGAAUUUACAUUCAUCUCUGAUUGGCUGACCAGAAACGAUCAAAGAAGAGAGAUGAUGUGGUGGUCAAGCACGACAAACGACAAUUUUGUGACAGAAGGUCCUGAGUUCUGGACAAAUGGAACAAAGAAAACCACCACACCUGAGAGUGGAUUGCAACUUGCAUUUUUCUAUACAGCUGACUCCAGCAAGUAUAAAUGGACCUGGUCAUCGCCUGACAGUCUCCUCUCAUCUAUAUGUGAAGUCAGUCUGACCGAGGCUUACAGAAUCUUAAGCGAUGCCAGAGAUCACAUGUACGGUACGAACAUUACAGACCCACGUGACGUACUGACGGGUCCUAAAUUUAUCCAACAGCCAAUGUCCAUCCUUGUAGUGGACGUAGAUUACGUCACUCUGCAAUGUGAGGCACAAAGUAAUCCCACACCGACAUACGUCUGGCUGAAAGGUGGCGUACGACUGGACGCAGCGGACGACUCCCGCUACACCAUCAACAGCGGGAAGCUGACCAUCACAGAGCCAAGAGAUGACAAAGACGAAGGACAGUACCAGUGUCAGGCUACCAAUCAGUUUGGAACUAUCAUCUCCGACACUGGAAGCAUAAGCUUUGGAUUUUUGGCAGAGUUCUCCAACGACCCACCAGGAGCGGUGACUGGUAGGCUCUACCAAGGGAUCGCCAUUAACUGCGGCUUGCCAGCAUACAAGUCAGCUCUGGACAUCAAAUGGUUCAAAGAGGACGGGGGACCCAAUUUCCUGAGGACUGACCUCCAGCCUCACCAGUUCAACUCAAAGAAUGGAAAGUUGUAUUUCUCAGAACUGACAACCUCCGAUGCAGGUGUCUACCAUUGUGUUCUGGCACUAGUCGCCUUAGUAGGACAGGUCAUCUUUUCAGGACAAGGUCCUAGUCGAACUAGCCUUGGCAUGGAGCUUAUCGUUAUUGGUGAAACACCAAGUGAUUAUGGUCCAGAGAUCCACAAUGAUUUUCCGGCCAUUUUCCCAACACCUGCUCUAAGAGGAGGAACAUUUACAAUUGAGUGCUUUGCCUACGGCAAAAUGCCCUUGUACUACUCUUGGAAACGGAGCAACGGUACAAUACCCAGUAAGGUCACCUACUCUGACCACAAUCGAGUGUUGACCAUUCCAGACGCCCAGUUGGAGGAUGCUGGGGAUUACACGUGCAUGGUCAACCGAGGAAACAGUUACACUGUUGAGAAGUCAAUACAGCUGAUCGUGGAAGCCAGACCAUUCUUCACUUUCCCACUCUCUGACAAGCAUAUUGACGUGAAUCAAGAGUUCGUCUGGUUCUGUGAAGCGCAAGGGUUGCCUGCCCCUGUUUAUUCGUGGUAUAAAGAUGGUCUACCAAUCCAACAUCAGCCUGGUAAUAUUGAGGUGCACGUGAAUGUCCUAAAGAUCUACAAAGCUCAGCAGACGCAACACCAGGGAAUGUAUCAAUGUUCAGCAAGCAACACUCACGGAACAACUUUGACGUCUGCACAGCUCAGAAUUCUGGCCUUCAAGCCAACGUUUAUCAGACGUCCAGUGAACCCGUCCCAGAUGGGAACAGAGGGAGGCAAUAUUUCCAUAGCCUGUCAACCUGAGGCAGCACCAUCUCCCAACAUCACGUGGUCGAAAAACGGAUUUCCAUUGGCUGUAUCCACAGAAUUCAAAGAACGGAUUGUUCAACUCACCACCGGAGAUUUGUUCAUUAGAGAUUUACAGAUCAGCGACAAAGGAAUCUAUCAGUGCACAGCCUCAAAUGACUUUGGCUCUGAGAGUAGCUCUGGACUCCUAACAGUUGUGUCGCAAACCGUAAUGACUCUCGUGCCGUCAGAUGUCCAGUCCGAGGUCAACUCGACUGUCUUCCUGCCCUGCCAGGCUUCUUAUGAUGUCCGGGAGAAGGAGCUUGUCUACGUCUGGGACUUUGGCGGCAAAAACGUCUUGGAUUUGGUGGACCCUUCCUACAAGUUGGAGUUUCAAGGAUCAGUUCCUGGUCUUUACAUUCUGAGCGUCCAGGUUCAUCACACGGGUGUGUACGGCUGUUCAGCUGUCACCGUGGACAGUUUCAAAAGAAAUACAGCGUACCUACAGGUUGUAGGCCCUCCUGGUGAGCCCGGCGGUGUCAAAGCUGAAAUCUCGGGACUCAACGCUACAAUAAAAUGGAUGCCAGGAGAGACCAACUUUGCAGACGUCACUAAAUUUCACAUCGAGUUUAACACAAAUUAUAACCCAAGCUGGAGAAUAUUGAUCAAUGAUAUUGCUUUCGAGGCUGCUAUAAGUACAGUUAAGAAUGAACUGUGCAGCUACAAAGUCCAGGGAUUAAAACCAGGCUCCUCUUACAAAUUUAGAGUCGUGGCAUACAACAGAUAUGGACCUGGCCCAGCAUCUCUGCCUUCCACACUCUAUAAAGUAGCUAACGCAGCACCAAUCACUGCUAUCAGUGGUGGGAUCACAGACGAACCCUGGGGACCAGUUGGUACUCUAGCUGUCAAAUGGAAUGCUUUGCCCGAGGAAGACCUAACUGGUGAUAAAAUUGGCUACAGGAUAUACUAUAGAAAAAGAGUACCAUUUGACAGUGAACAAUGGAAUAAAGGUGAAGUUUUAGGCGGAGUGAACCAGUUCUUUGCUGUGGUUGGUGCAGACAAUUAUUACUUGCAGUAUGACGUGAAGAUAGCAGCAUUCAACGAGUACGGAGAGGGACCUAACUCGUCUGUUCAAAUUGUGAUGUCCCAGGCUGACAUGCCUGUUGGUGUGGCGACGAACAUUACUAUGAAGACUCAUAACAGUACGGCCAUCUUGGUCCGCUGGACACCGCUUCCACUCAUUCGUGAAUUUAUCCGAGGAAAAAUUAUUGGCUAUUCGAUCAACUAUUGGAUUAAAGAUGGAGACAUGGAUUCUUCAAACAUGUACUGCGGUGACACCUGCGACAGUGUCUUGCUGAUUGGUCUCCAGCCAAAGUCCUACUACUGGGUCAACAUUCAAGUGGUCAACACCGCGGGUACAGGGAUGGUCAGCGAAAACUAUUUUGGAAGAACAUGGAGACGAGCCCCCAAUUCUUAUCCUGAGUACGUUCAUGUCCAGUCUCACCAGGGCAACUCGGUGCAUGUUAUGUGGCGUGGCGUGUCAACGGGAUCUUACGAAGAGACCAUCAAAGGCUACAAGAUUCGCUGGUGGCCUAUUAAUGAAGACAUAAGGACUGCCAAUGAGACGAUCGUUGCUGAGAAACUGACGCAGAAAAUUCUGCACGGCAUCCAAUCUGGCACAGUGUAUUCUCUCCGUGUUAUGGCCUACAGCAGGGGAGGUGAUGGACGAAAUAGCCCAACAGUUUAUUUUACUCUCGAGGGUCAGGUGAUGAUCAACCCGGAGACCACAGAGAUCGUGAACACAGCCAGUACCUAUAUACCAAGUGUUUAUGUCUUUCUUGGUGUAUACCUAGUACAUUAUCGUUACCAGAGCUAGUGUGUAUGGUUGAGAACUAAUCUGAUCAAAACAGUAUUAUAUCUCCUAACAUGUUGAAUGAUCUUGUAAAUAACAGCAGUUACAUUAACUGCUGACAUCGCUUACUCAAGCUCCCUCUUUUUAUCAUAAACUAGAAGGCAAGGAACAUAACUUUAACCAACUCAGAUUUAUUUGUCAUUAAAUUUUUCUAUUUUAUUUAAAUAACCACAACCACUUUUUUUACACUAAUAUUUACGCACCGAGCUUUUUUUUUUCUUAAGAACAAUACCAUUAGAAUCAAGAAGCAAACGUUAACACAUAGUUUUAAGAAGGUAAAUAGGCCUAUUUCAUUUUGAUUCAAUAAUACUAGCUGCUAGCAAAGCCCAAUUUUAUUGUCUUUAAUCUUAAAGAGUUACAAAUGUUACUUUCUUUUUUUAUUACUGUAUUUGAGUAAACUUUUAUGCUGAUAAAUUUUGACAGUUCAAAAAUGCUGUUACAUUCAAUUUUAUGACAACUUUUGAAUUUGACCUAGAACAAAUGUGUAGCACACACUUUUAAACCAAUAGGCAUUUAAUACUUACUCUUGAACUGUGAGGGUGUCAAAUUACCGAAACCAUUUGAUUACCAAAGGUUAGCUGAACCACAAAGAAUUUAGACUUGUAUUUGUCAAGAAAAUUAUAUUUACUAUGAAAUAGACUUACGAAGGUAAAAAUUAACAAUAAUAAUAAUAAAAAAAAAUGUAUUGAUCUAAAAAAGUAAAACAUAUUUUUCAGUUUUCACAUUCUGUACUAAAUUACAAUUUAAGUGUAAAUACAUUCUAAAAAUAUAUGUACAAUAAUGACAUAAAUUUACAGCAGUGCUGCAUUAGAUGAAUGAGUGUGUUGAAGUAUGAGUGUCUAUAUUAAGCCCACUGUAUUGCAAUCAAUGUUAAAAAUGAAAUGAGCUUUCAAAAUGUAAAGAAAGUGAAAUACAUUCAAUCUAACCAACUAGCAUAACAUUUUUAAAAUAUUGUGAUAAAUAUAUUAUAUACAUCAAGUUAAACUUAUAACCCGUUGCCUCCUGUGUUUUUUAGUUGCUUUGCAGCAGCACCAGAGUUUCCUCUCCGGAGCACAUUCCUGGGCUUUAGAUGGGGUGACCCUUGCAUUUAAAUAUAUAUAAACACAUACACACUAUUACAAAUAAUACAUUCUUUAAUUAUUUUAUGUGAUUGGACUAGGCAUUUGCUUUUUAUAAAAGCAUUUUUAUCUCUUCUGGGCUGCUAUGAUUUUAUUUAUGUUCCAACCUGUGAACAUGAUCCAGAAAAUCUUUAUAGUCUCAACCUUCUCAGCCCUGUAACAAGUACACUUGUUUAUGCAAAUUUCAUGAUUAUAUCCUGAGCCAAGUUUUUAGACAUGAUUAUCAAUGAUCCAUGUACAAAACAUAUUUGUGUGUGUGUGUGCAGUCUGGUACUAUUUGUUAAUUUUGGAGUUGUAAGUUUUUUUGACAUGUAGGCUCAAAAUGGAGGGAUUUCGCCAACAAUCUGGCUGACAUUUUUAAGAUAUUAUUUGAGAUGAAGCCUAGAUACUUUUCCCUACUCAUUGUCCCACUGUAGUAUAGUAAGUUAGUUACUGAACAAAUCAAACUACAGGAAUUGCAUUGAAAAAAAAAAAUCAUUUAAUUUUUUGGGAGUCACUAUAAAUAAAAAAAAAAAAAGAAAAAUACUAAAUUGGCGAAAAAGCAACAAAAGCAAAGAUGAAGUUAUGACUAUUAAUAUAUGUAAAUAUAUGUGUUCUUACAUAUAAUGUUCACUGUUGCUUUAUUUAAUCUUUGAGAGAGUAAUUUCAUACAGUUAUCAAUGUCUCAAUGUGUAUUACUAUUUCAGUGAUUUAAUCUAUUCACAUACAUCCAAUGAAAACUGAUUGUUGGACUGAAUAUUUGUAGAACUGCUACACAUGUUUAUUUUUAGCUGUAUUUUUAUUUAGCAGGAAGUAAAAUUUUGUUUGUAAGAAA